CAAACGCGGUGUGUUGGUGUGUGUCACAACUUCCUUUUCAGCUGCAAACCCCAGAUCAAGAGGCUCAGAAGAACACGAGGAAGGAAACCUCUCGAGCCAUUUUCUCAUCUUUGCCGGACUGCUCAUUUUGACUGACAUGUCAAACCCAGUCAUCACUCAGCCCGGUGCUGGAUCUUAUGGUACAAAUGUGCAGACUGGAGAGUGGAGCACCGGUCUUUGUUCUUGCUGCAGUGACCUAUUUGUCUGUGCUCUUGGCUGUAUCUGUCCGAUAGCUCUCAGCUGUUACACAGCAAACAAGUACGGUGAAAAUGUAUGUCUAGCAUGUGUACCUGGAGGAAUGGCUGCAAUGAGGACACACAUGCGACUGACCUAUGGAAUACAGGGCACAAUAUGCAAUGAUGCUUUGAUGACCUGUUGCUGUGGAAUAUUUGAAACAUGUCGAAUGACCAGAGAAAUUCGUGUCAGGAAUGGAGAGGCCUAGUUACUGUCUUUACUAAUAACUGUUUCAGUCUUAAGAUUUUUUUUCAAAAUAUUUUUUUAAAGCAUUCAAAUUCAUUGAAAUCAACACAUCAUUUAUUACAUUUCUCUUUAUUGUUAAAGGCAGGAGAAUUAAAACCAGGAUAGAAUUCAUAAACAUAAAUUUUUUUGGAAAUAAAAAGCGUGACCAAUACUGUUUACUUGGUCAACAAAAAGUGUUACCUUACAUUAUUGCAGUUUAAAAGUCUUGAAUUUGUGUAAAUUCUUGUAAUGUUCAUUAAUACAUUGUAUGUUUUGCUGUACAAUUUUGCUGUAAUGCUCAAAAUGUGCCAACCUGCAGCAUUAAUAUGUAACUGUACAGAAGCUGUGUGUCAUAUAUUUAAUAAUCACCCAAGCACAGUACAGUGGAAUUAAUCAUAUAGCCUACCUAAUCAUAUUAAAUAAAACGACACAAUUUUUACGCUA
Molecule: messenger RNA, 942 nt
Organism: Sinocyclocheilus anshuiensis
Lineage: Eukaryota; Metazoa; Chordata; Actinopteri; Cypriniformes; Cyprinidae
Product: cornifelin-like
Exons: 4
Coding region: 137-481 (114 amino acids)
Source: RefSeq, a predicted model, not a curated record